UGUCAAUAAAUCAUUUAUAAUUACUUGUCAUUCAACAGAGCUACAGGUGAUCAACGACAAUUGCACGAUUGGAAUACUCCAAAUUUGCUAGUGAAACAAAACAAGUAUGCUGAGCUGCAGAAAAGACGAAUGUUUAUCCAGACCCAGGACACCCCGAAUCCCAACAGUCUGAAAUUUAUUCCAGGAGUCACAAUUCUGGAACCCGGACAGACAAAAGACUUCCCCAAUGCUACCGAGAGCUACUGUUCCCCGCUGGCCAAGAUGCUGUUCCGUAUCGACGGCGUAAAGUCUGUUUUCUACGGCCCAGAUUUCAUAACUGUCACUAAAGUUGAUGAAGACGUUGACUGGAAUCUUCUGAAGCCGGAAAUUUUUGCUACUAUUAUGGACUUUUUUGCAGCUGGUCUUCCUGUACUUACUGAAGAACAGCCUUCUUCUGACACACAAAUAAAUGAGAACGAUGAUGAGAUUGUUCAAAUGAUAAAAGAACUUUUGGAUACUAGAAUUAGGCCUACAGUUCAAGAGGAUGGUGGUGACAUUGUUUUUGUGGGUUUCGAAAAUGGAAUAGUAAAAUUAAAGAUGCAAGGAUCAUGUACCAGUUGUCCAAGUUCAGUAGUAACUCUAAAAAACGGAGUCCAAAAUAUGAUGCAGUUUUACAUCCCAGAAGUACUUGGCGUCGAGCAAAUUGAAGACGAGUCGCAAAAAGUAGCUAAGUCGGAAUUUGAAAAAUUCGAAUCCAAAUUACCCGAAAAUGACAAAUAA
Cotesia congregata is the source of this 759-nucleotide messenger RNA. The record is from the annotation of a GenBank genome assembly. NCBI's taxonomy places the organism in Eukaryota, Metazoa, Arthropoda, Insecta, Hymenoptera, Braconidae.